Molecule: messenger RNA, 2263 nt
Organism: Thunnus maccoyii (southern bluefin tuna)
Lineage: Eukaryota; Metazoa; Chordata; Actinopteri; Scombriformes; Scombridae
Gene: eef2kmt
Product: eukaryotic elongation factor 2 lysine methyltransferase
Exons: 8
Coding region: 45-1040 (331 amino acids)
Source: RefSeq, a predicted model, not a curated record
UGCCUUGUGGGUAAGGCGGAAGUAAACAAGCACACGUGCUAAAGAUGGAGCAUUCAGAGCUGAGUCAAACCUCAGACACGAGAAAAGUGAAUAAAACGGAUAUUUUAAAGGAUUUCCAGGCGUCGUUUUUCGCUAUGAGUCGUCUUGCGUCACUUCCGUGGACUUUUCUAGAAAACGACCUUGAAAGCAACAAAUCAUCAGAAUUAAUAUCAGACAUCCUAAAACAGACGUGUCUUCACUCUCUGUGCCGGAAGUUUCCGCCAUCAGUCAGAUAUCGGAGGCUGUUUCUGUCCGAGCUCAUCAGACGGCUGGAGGCUUCAGACUGUGAUCCUCUGGACGAGCUGUACGACGCUCUGGCCGAGGUUGUGGCUGCUGCGGAGACGACGGAGUGCUACAAGAGUUACUUACUGCCGUGUGGUGACGCUGUCAGCCUGUUGGAGAACGUAGCUGUGAUCUCAGAGGGAACCACCGGCCUGGUGACCUGGGAGGCUGCUCUCUACCUGGCAGAGUGGGCCCUGGAUCACCGGCAGUCCUUCACUGGCAGGACGGUUCUGGAGCUGGGCAGCGGCGUGGGGUUGACCGGCGUCACCGUCUGUCGCUCCUGCAGCCCGUCCAGAUACGUCUUCAGCGACUGUCACCCCAGAGUCCUGCAGAAACUGAGAGACAACGUGGAGCUGAAUGGUCUGGCCGAGCAGACGUCACCUUCGGUCAGCGUGGAGGAGCUGGACUGGACGGGAGUGACGGAGGAGCGGUUAAAAGAGAUCGGGGCUGACGUCGUCAUUGCCGCAGAUGUGGUGUACGACCCCGACAUCGUAGGAAGUCUGGUGAAGCUGCUGUCCAAGAUCCUGAGGUGUUCGUCCGCUGAAGUCCUCCCGGAGGUCUUCAUCUGCUCCACCGUCCGAAACCUGGAGACCUACAGCGGCUUCAAGCAGCAGCUGGAAAACGCCGGGAUCAGCCAUCAUGUGAUCACAGGACCCGUCAGCAAAGUGUUCACUUACAACAGAGUCUCUGCAAUAGAAAUGAUCAAACUGUACAUGUGACACGACCAGAGGCAGUACUGGAAGAAGAACUGAAAUGUUGUACUUCAGUAAAAGUGGAAAUACCACAAUGAAAAUAUACUCCAUUACGAGUAAAAGUGCAUUGAAAACAUUACUGAAGUAGAAGUACACAAGUAUUAGCGGCAAAAUGUAAGUAUCAAAAGUAAAACUACUCAUUAUGCAAAGAUGUAAGCAUAAUUUUAAUUGGCAGCUAAUUAGCUAGCUAGCGGCUAAGUGAUGUUAGCGGUGAAUGUUUGUUUGUUGGCUCGUUCAACAAGCUAAGCUGCAGGACGAGACGUGUUCAUGUUCAUGAGUUAGAUAAUAAGGAGACUUUAGCAGGAAAGCUAAUGUGGGUUGUUGUUCAGAGUCUGUGUAGCAGGAUGCAAUCAGGCUAAGUGUGACCGUCUGCUCUGACUGUGAUACCAUAUAAACCAGUAAUUAUCACUUUUUCUAGCUGAUGUAGGCUAAAAUAUUGUCUCUUUAGGCAAUUAUUUGGCUUGUGAAAUAUCAGAAGUUUUGUGAUAUGAUAAGAAAGGUUUACUGUAAAAACUGAAUAAUUUGGUAUCUAGUAAUAAUGAGGAAAUAUGUCAGCAUAACAUGAAAAAUAUCUUGUAACAAUGUAGAAAGGAAUUUGUUAGAAACUGAGCAAACAUUUUUUGUCAUGGUGGCAGCAGUACGCUGCUGUAGUAUUUCCCUCUUUGUGUCAGGCCUGUUUAAAGGUUCUGCUCAGUGGUGUUACUGGGUACACUGGCUUAAUACUUAUGUGCUUUUACUGAACCGAUGUGACAUUUUCACUACAGUUACUUGUAAUGAGUAUAUUUUAUAUCACAAUAUUGCUUCUCUUACUUCAGUAAAGGAUCUCAGAACUGAUCAACACACUGAUGGAGACGCCUCCCUCUCUACCUCCUAACUAAACACAUCACUACACCUGAUUCUGCUGUAAAAAUACUUUUGAGUUAUUGUAAUCACUUGUGAGUUUGAAUCCACUGACAGGUAGAACGGAUGGAUGGAAAUAUACUGAGUGGAUGUUAAAUUAGUCAGUUUGUCAAAGGGAACAUCUGGAUCCUGAGGGUAGACCAGUGGUCUCAUCUAUAACAGCAUUUUUAUAAAAUGACUGUUUUAUGUGUGAAAUAUAAAUCUAUAAAAUGAGCCGUGAGAUGGAACAUAAGUGCAGUACUCAGUACAUCACUGUCUGUAGCACAAUAAAGAUUUUAUUUACAAAUGUA